Protopolystoma xenopodis is the source of this 285-nucleotide messenger RNA. The record is from the annotation of a GenBank genome assembly. Lineage: Eukaryota; Metazoa; Platyhelminthes; Monogenea; Polystomatidea; Polystomatidae.
AUGCUUAGUCGAAGGGUGACGACGCGAAAAGUGGUUGCCGACGUCAGACAGGUUGGUGGGACGGCAAGUCGGAAGGCCUUGUUGACCUCGUUGGUGGGAUGGCCUGCUAAAGCAGCAACACUUUCAAGACGACACUUUGUCAUGCAAACCAACUCCACUUGGUGGCUGAUGCGUAAACUCGUUUGGAUCGACCUCGCCGGAUUCCGCACGAUUUUGGACAACUCGAUUCUUCAAAUACGACUCUGCUGCCGCAGUCCUCGAGAACUUUUCUUCGCGUUCAAGUGA